Messenger RNA from Cynara cardunculus var. scolymus (artichoke), 5314 nucleotides. RefSeq lists its product as uncharacterized. The record is from RefSeq and is a predicted model, not a curated record. NCBI's taxonomy places the organism in Eukaryota, Viridiplantae, Streptophyta, Magnoliopsida, Asterales, Asteraceae. Gene Ontology annotation, molecular function: protein binding. The coding region runs from base 53 to 5044 and encodes 1663 amino acids. Gene Ontology annotation, biological process: autophagosome assembly. Gene Ontology annotation, cellular component: autophagosome membrane. The transcript has 24 exons.
AGUUCUCUCCGAUCUGAGUGGAGGUGGUAACUUCGAUGUAUUCACUUUGUAUAUGUUCUUCGAUUUAUUCAAAUUCGGUUGUGAAUUGAUUAGAUCGUUUUGUUUUUUCGUCUCUCUUUUUGUUUCUAUGUAUGCAGACUGUUUAUAUUUUUGUGGAGGAUCAAGAGUUGAGAGAUCGAUGGAGUGGACGACGGUGCAGCACUUGGAUCUGCGGCAUGUUGGCCGCAGUUCGAAACCUUUCCAGCCUCACGCGGCUACAUUUCAUCCCAGUCAAGCCUUGGUUGCCGUCGCUGCUGGAAACUACGUCAUUGAAUUUGAUGCCUAUACUGGUAGCAAGAUAUCUUCGAUCAACAUUGGUGCUCCUGUGGUUCGAAUGUCCUAUAGUCCCACUAGUGGGCAUGCAGUCGUAGCUAUACUUGAGGAUUGUACAAUCCGAUCGUGUGAUUUUGAUACAGAGCAAACUUGGGUUUUGCAUUCGCCUGAAAAGAAGAUGGAACGUAUUUCAGUUGACACAGAAGUCCAUCUGGCUUUAACCCCUCUCCAACCAGUAGUUUUUUUUGGUUUCCAUCGCAGGAUGAGUGUAACAGUUGUUGGAACUGUUGAAGGGGGAAGAGCUCCAACGAAAAUAAAGACAGAUCUCAAGAAACCCAUUGUCAAUCUUGCUUGCCAUCCUCGCCUUGCUGUGUUGUAUGUUGGCUAUGCAGAUGGUCUGAUCCGAGCUUAUAACAUCCAUACAUAUGCUGUUCUCUACACUUUACAACUUGAUAACACCAUUAAGCUUAUCGGUGCUGGCGCAUUUGCUUUUCAUCCAACACUGGAAUGGAUUUUUGUUGGUGACCGACGUGGUACGCUUCUUGCUUGGGAUGUGUCAACUGAGAGACCUAUCAUGAUUGGCAUUACACAAGUGGGUUCUCAACCAAUUAUAUCGGUUGCCUGGCUCCCCAUACUGCGCAUACUUGUUACCUUGUCCAAGGAUGGAACUCUUCAAGUUUGGAAAACACGAGUUGUGCUGAAUUCUAAUAGGCCCCCGAAGCAAGCUAACUUUUUUGAGCCUGCAGCAAUUGAACAGAUUGAUAUCCCACGCAUUCUAUCCCAGCAAGGUGGUGAAACUGUUUAUCCCCUACCAAGAAUUAGAAGUCUAGAAGUCCACCCAAAAUUAAAUUUAGCAGCCUUGAUGUUUGCACAGAAUAUGACGGGUGGGGACAAUGCAAAAAAUAAAGCUGCCUACACAAGGGAAGGAAGGAAGCAACUAUUUGCAGUUCUGCAAAGUGCAAGGGGAUCUUCAGCAUCUGCAUUGAAGGAGAAACUUUCAGCCCUUGGGUCAUCAGGAGUUUUAGCAGACCAUCAACUUCAAGCCCAGUUGCAAGAGCAUCAUAUGAAAGGGCCCAGUCAGCUUACAAUCUCGGACGUAGCACGCAAGGCUUUUCUUUUCAGUCACUUCAUGGAAGGACAUGCAAAAAGUGCCCCAAUAUCGCGCCUGCCUCUCAUCACCAUCUUAGAUACUAAAAAUUAUCUGAAAGACAUUCCAGUUUGCCAGCCAAUUCAUUUGGAGCUAAACUUUUUCAGUAAAGAGAAUCGGGUUCUUCAUUAUCCUACUAGGGCUUUCUAUAUAGAAGGUGUAAACCUGAUGGCAUACAACCUGUCUUCUGGAGCUGAAACUGUCUACAAGAAGCUUUUUGCAUCGAUGCCUGGACAUGUUGAGUUCCAUGGGAAAUACUUGCUCCACAGUAGAAAGCAACACAUGUUUCUUGUAGUUUACGAGUUUAAUGGUGCUGCUAGUGAAGUGGUCCUUUAUUGGGAAAAUACUAACUCUCAGUCAUCAAACAGUAAAGCCAAUACAAUCAAAGGUCGAGAUGUUGCAUUCAUUGGCCUAAAUGAUGGCCAAUUUGCCAUUCUUGAUGAGGAUAGGAUUGAACUUUCUGUAUAUACUUUGCCUGGAGGUUCUUCAAAACCAGCUGCUGAAAAGAAUAUGAUAGAUGAUGAAAAUCAAUAUGAAAAUCUUGACGUUUCCUCUAUCAAGGGUCCACAGCAGUUUACCUUUGAAAGUGAAGUUGAUCGCAUUUUUUCUACUCCAGUAGAAUCAACUUUGAUGUUUGCUUCUUUUGGGGACAAAAUUGGCAUGGCAAAGCUUGUUCAUGGGUACAGCAUUUCUACUACAGAUGGUCCUAAUAUGUCAACAAAAGGUGAAGGGAAAAAGUCAAUCAAAUUGAAAGCAAAUGAGAUUGUUUUGCAGGUUCACUGGCAAGAAACUCUUAGGGGAUGUGUUGCUGGAAUAUUAACUACACAUAGAGUACUUAUUGUCUCUGCCGAUCUAGAUAUUCUCGCAAGCAGUUCCACGAAAUUCGAUAAAGGGCUUCCUUCAUUUAGAUCUCUUCUUUGGGUUGGGCCAGCCCUUCUGUUUUCCACAACCACUGCCAUCAGCGUGCUUGGCUGGGAUGGGAAAGUAAGGACCAUUCUUUCAACUAGCAUGCCAAAUGCAGUGCUGGUUGGGGCUUUAAAUGAUCGAUUGUUGCUUGCGAACCCGACGGAAAUAAAUCCAAGACAAAAGAAGGGUAUGGAGAUAAAGCACUGCCUAGUAGGGCUUCUUGAACCUCUUCUUAUUGGAUUUGGCACCAUGCAACAAAAUUUUGAACAGAAGCUUGACCUGUCAGAGAUAUUAUACCAAAUAACAUCAAGGUUUGACAGCUUACGAAUUACUCCAAGAUCUCUUGAUAUCCUUGCCACAGGUGCUCCAGUGUGUGGUGAUCUUGCUGUAUCGUUAUCCCAAUCUGGGCCUCAGUUUACUCAGGUACUGCGGGGAGUCUAUGCUAUAAAAGCUCGUCGCUUUUCAACGGCUUUGUCUGUUCUAAAGGAUGAGUUUCUGCGGUCUAGAGAUUAUCCACAGUGCCCUCCAACUUCGCACUUAUUCCACCGAUUUCGACAAUUGGGUUACGCCUGUAUCAAGUAUGGUCAGUUUGACAGUGCAAAAGAGACUUUUGAAGUUAUAUCCGACUACGAAAGCAUGCUUGACCUAUUUAUCUGCCACCUUAACCCUAGUGCAAUGCGGCGCCUUGCCCAAAGAUUGGAAGAAGAGAAUGUCGAUUCAGAGUUGAGGCGAUAUUGUGAAAGGAUACUAAGAGUUCGUUCCACAGGGUGGACACAAGGCAUUUUUGCCAACUUUGCUGCUGAAAGUAUGGUUCCAAAAGGACCCGAAUGGGGUGGCGGAAAUUGGGAAAUCAAAACACCCUCUAGCACAAAGAGUAUGCCUCAAUGGGAGCUGGCAGCUGAGGUGAUGCCAUAUAUGAGAACUAAUGAUGGGAGCAUCCCGUCAUUAUCUACCGAUCACAUUGGUGUUUACCUCGGUUUAAUUAAAGGAAGGGGUAACAUUGUCGAGGUUAGUGAGGGUAGUUUGAUAAAAACGUUCAAAUCUGAAGCAACCAACGUUAAGUCCGAUGGUCUCCCGACAUCUCUUACUGCUUCCACAAACAAGGCAUCCAUGGAUGCUGCUUCAAGGGGUGAUUCCUUGAUGAAUCUUGACUCUCUUACGAAGACCUCUGCAGAUUCCAGUGCAGCAGAUGAACAGGCGAAGGCUGAGGAAGAAUUUAAGAAAUCAUUAUACGGUACUGCUGGAGAUGGCAGCAGCAGUGAUGAGGAGGGCAUUUCUAAAGCUAAAAAGUUGCGUAUAAGGAUAAAACCUGCAGCUUCUACUACCGUUGAUGUAGAUAAGAUUAAGGAAGCCACAAAGCAGUUUAAACUUGGUGAACCGUUGGGUGCACCAAUCAGUAGGACUAAAUCAUUAACCAGCCAGUUCCAAGACCUUGGCUUGAAUCCUCCUCAACCUGCCCUUCCUAGCGGUGGGACUGCAAAUACUCUUCCAGUUUCUGCCCCAGUUGAUCCUUUUGCAACCAGCUCCUUCACACAAACACCGCCUGUAUUUCCGGCAGGUCCUUCAGCUACGGGAGCUGCAGUUGGGCCCCGUCCCAUCCCGGAGGACUUCUUUCAGAAUACUAUACCCUCUCUCCAGGUUGCUGCAGCAUUGCCACCUCCUGGUACUUACCUGUCCAGAUAUGAUCAAAAUCCUCAAGGGGUUGAAAGCAGUCAGGGGUUACCAAGUCAAGUGAAUCCAUCUGUGCCUAAUGCCGGUGUAGCCGCUAGUGUGAUUCCUCAAGUAUCCAUGCAUCCUGUUUCUACCGAGUCAUUCGGACUUCCUGAUGGUGGAGUUCCACCCCAAUCCAUGAGUCAACCUGUGGUUAUGCAACAGCCUCAUGGCCAGGCAGCCAAUGUUCCUGUCUCCACCCAGCCCCUUGACUUGAGCUCUCUUGAAGGUCCAGGUUCUGCAAAUGCAGCAAAAGCUUCUGAGCCACCCCCUCCAACAUCUGUGCGUCCAGGACAGGUUCCUCGUGGAGCAGCUGCUUCAGUUUGUUUCAAGACUGGACUUGUCCAUCUUGAGCAGAAUCAAUUACCAGAUGCAUUGUCUUGUUUUGAUGAAGCUUUCCUGGCAUUAGCAAAGGACAAUUCCCGUGGAGCAGACAUAAAGGCACAGGCCACUAUUUGCGCUCAAUACAAAAUUGCAGUCACUCUUCUUCAGGAAAUCGGUCGACUGCAAAGGGUGCAAGGUCCAAGUGCCAUCAGUGCAAAGGACGAGAUGGCAAGAUUAUCCCGUCAUCUGGGUUCACUCCCUCUACAAGCAAAACACAGAAUAAAUUGCAUUCGAACGGCCAUAAAAAGAAAUAUGGAUGUGCAAAAUUACGGGUACGCCAAACAAAUGCUCGAGCUGCUUUUAUCAAAAGCACCUCCAGGGAAGCAAGAGGAGUUAAGAAGCCUGAUUGAUAUAUGCCUUCAAAGAGGUUUAACCAACAAAUCCAUCGAUCCAUUAGAAGACCCUUCACAAUUCUGUGCCGCCACUCUUAGCCGUUUGUCGACCAUCGGGUAUGAUGUUUGUGAUCUUUGUGGGGCCAAAUUCUCGGCUCUCGCUUCACCCGGCUGCAUUAUUUGUGGUAUGGGAAGUAUUAAGAGGUCGGAUGCACUUGUGGGACCGGCUCCUGUUCCCUCACCUUUUGGCUGACCGAUAUUUUUGCAUAACUAAUUCUCGUAUAUUGUUGUAAUGUCGGUUUUCUUUUUUGCGCGUGUGCUAGGGUAAGGCGAGAAUUGAUAGAAACUCGAUCGUGCUCUCUUUGUUUGUGUAGGAUGGAUGUAUGUGUUUAGGUGUUAUUUGUGGGUGUAAAAAGCUCAAAUGGACCACACUUUUCUUUUAUCUGUAUACAAACUCAAAUAUUGGUUGGUUCCACACGAGGUUUUUUGUUGUAUCCGAGCUAGGUCUGUUUGGGUUGGUUUA